UCUAAUACUUUGUUAUUGUCUUCUUACCUAUGAAUGGGGUUAACCUUUCUGGUUCUUUGCCUGCGCAAGUGUUUUAUCUUCAGAUUACCCUUCUUUCGGGGGUUGGUAAUGUGCUUGUUCUCCCCACUGCCCUUUUCGUUCUCUCAAUAUGUUGUACAUGAUUAUGAGGCAACGUGACAAUGGCCUACACAAGGAGAAAGCUGGGGACGGGGGGAGAUGCCACCAUCCCCCCUUUAUCCAGCAAAGACUAAUCUGCUUAUUUUGCUUGUCCUUCAGAGAGAAGAGUGGAAGAAACAGGGUGAUGAGAAACCAAACACACACUGCAGAAUUCAUCCUGAUAGGCUUCUCAACAACAAGGGGGUUGCAGAAUGUUCUGUUUGCACCAUGCCUGGUGUUCUACCUGGUUUUGUUAGGUGGAAACACUGCUAUUGUUACAAUGGCCUGUCUGGAUCCUCGUCUUCACACACCUAUGUAUUUCUUCCUGUGUAAUUUCUCUGUGGCAGAGACUCUGGUCACAUCCACUGUGGUCCCCAGAAUGUUGGCAGGCCUAAUGGUGGAAAGAAGCGCUAUCUCCUUUGGAGGGUGCCUGGCUCAAUUUUACUUCUAUUUUUCGCUGGGAUCCACAACCUUCCUUCUGCUGGCUGUAAUGUCAAUUGACCGCUACGUGGCCAUUUGCCAUCCUCUGCAUUACUCUGUCAUUCUGAGCAGCAGAGUUUGCAUCCAGCUUGCCCUUGGAUCCUGGGCGGUUCCCUUUCUUUUCAUGAUUCCCCCAACCAUAUUCAGGUCCCUGCUAUCCUUUUGCAGCUCUAAUCAGAUUGACCACUUCUUCUGCGAUAACGCACCCUUGCUCAAGCUCUCCUGUUCGGACACCCGCCUCAUUGAGCUUGGGGACUUCCUCCUUGCGAUUCUGUUUGUCUUAAGCUCUUUUGUUGUCAUAAUAGCAUCCUACGUCGCUAUCAUCUCCACCAUUCUGAAGAUCCCCUCUAACACUGGUCGGCAGAAGACCUUCUCCACCUGCACCUCACAUCUCAUUGUGGUGGGCAUCGGCUAUGGCACUGCUAUCUUCAUCUACGUGAGGCCUGGCAAGAGCCACUCCACAGAUAUGAACAAAAUGGUAGCCCUCUUGACGGCUGUAGUGACCCCAUUCCUAAGUCCCUUCAUCUUCACUUUGAGGAAUCAGAAAGUCAAGGAGGUCUUCAGUGACUGGUUGGGGAAUUUAAGAGGUUUACAGAGAACAAAACUGUGA
Messenger RNA from Podarcis muralis (Common wall lizard), 1246 nucleotides. RefSeq names its product olfactory receptor 6V1-like. Gene Ontology annotation, biological process: G protein-coupled receptor signaling pathway. Gene Ontology annotation, molecular function: G protein-coupled receptor activity; olfactory receptor activity. The record is from RefSeq and is a predicted model, not a curated record. Lineage: Eukaryota; Metazoa; Chordata; Lepidosauria; Squamata; Lacertidae. Gene Ontology annotation, cellular component: membrane.